AAAGAAGAGUUAUCGUUCUUGAAUCGUGACCCUUCAUCGAAUUCCCACUUUGGUAAAAAUAAACACAUAUUAAGGAAAAGGGUAAAAUCGAUUUAAUGGAUCACCGCACUUAAAUGGUAUUUAAAUUAUCGAUUGGCAGUCAGAUCGGCAACGGGCGGAACAAGAUACCGCGUAACAUUUAGUCCGGCGCUCUUUUAAUUCUGUCACCCAGUCAAACUCGACAAAUAAAUUAGUUUUGAAUAUCAACUGAAAUUAAGAAUUGGUUUAACACUUCCUUAAAGGAUGUCUAGAUCAACACAAUAUAAAGUGUGGGAUGCUAAACGGAUUGUUCGCAAAGGUGUAGUUGCUAAUGGCUUUACUGAUUUAAUCGAAAAAGCUCGGAAUAAGUUGAAUGUUUCUCCAUCUCAAAAUGUAAGAAUCUGUCUUGAGUGUGAUGGCACAGAAGUAGAUGAUGAGGAAUACUUUAAUCACCUUCCUGAAAAUACUGUCUUUCAGGUAAUUCUGGAUUCAGAAAACUGGACAGCACCUUAUCCUGUUACAUCUUCAUUUGAUAUUCGUUUUGACACUGCAGAUGGACCUUCUGAUACGAAUAUUUCUAACGAAAUUGUUAAUUUGUUGUCUGGAAUUCAUUCAGAUCUUAUUAAAUGUAUAUCCUUUUCAAAUAGUCAGUUAGAGGCAAUACUUCGUCUUGAUAUUGAUACAUUGGCUGAUUAUAUGAAAGAUAAUAAACGAUUUGCAUCUGAAUUCAAAGAAUGCUGCAAACAGAUACUAAGUAAACGUAAAAAACAAGAAGAAAUUUUGCAUCAUCUCAGAACACUAAAUGUCAUUCACAGACUAAGUCCUUAUGUUUGUGCUGGUCCUACUCAAUCAAGUCCAGAAUCUGAAAACUUGUAACUGAAAAUCCUUUCACGAGUUCCUGGAAUACUUUUCAUACAACUCUCAAAUUAUUAUUUUCAUUGCACCACAUUUAUUCAGAGCAAAAAAUACCAAAACUGUACUUGUAGUUUCAAUCAUAAUUUUAUUUUUUCUACUUCUUUUUUCACUUGACAAAUUUUUGUAAUGAUUGAAUGUUUUCUUCAGAACAGAUUCAAAGAGAAAUGAAUCAGAUCCAAAUAAUACUAAAAA
Octopus sinensis (East Asian common octopus) is the source of this 1125-nucleotide messenger RNA. RefSeq names its product cell death activator CIDE-3. The coding region runs from base 283 to 894 and encodes 203 amino acids. Gene Ontology annotation, biological process: regulation of apoptotic process; apoptotic process. The transcript has 5 exons. NCBI's taxonomy places the organism in Eukaryota, Metazoa, Mollusca, Cephalopoda, Octopoda, Octopodidae. The record is from RefSeq and is a predicted model, not a curated record.